Messenger RNA from Linum tenue, 2683 nucleotides. The record is from the annotation of a GenBank genome assembly. NCBI's taxonomy places the organism in Eukaryota, Viridiplantae, Streptophyta, Magnoliopsida, Malpighiales, Linaceae.
AAAGCCCAAAAAUAUAAUCCAACCAAGGCCCAACCGAAAAAUAAAAAUAAAAUGAAGCCAAAAAUGGAAAAAUAUCCUGAAUUUCGUCCAGGUUCACUGAAUUCAUUCCAACGCACCCCUUCUCCUUCCUGGAUUCUCCGUCAACCAUCUCCUACGCUAAGCCUCGCAAUACCAUUCCACCCCAAACCCCAAUUCCCCUCUUCCUACUCUGCUCUUUGGUCGGACUUCUCGCCGUUCCUUUUCUUCAGUCGCCGGUCCGACCAUCUUCUAUGCCACUAUCCUCUCCACCUCUCUGCUGCUUCGCAUCUCUCGAUCUCUCUCCCUCCUCCUGCUCCUGUUUUGACACCCGCUGCUGCUGCUGUUGCUGUUGAUGAUGGAAUCCAACUUGUCUCUGGGCUUGGUCCCCAGCGUCUCCCCUGCUGCUACCCACCGCUCCCAGAUUUCCGACGAUUCCAUCUCGCUCCGUGAGACCUCUUCCGCCUCUUCGGCCGUCUCCGUCCAUCCGUCGUCCACGUCGUCGCUCCCGCUCCGGCUGCUGGAGUCCAUCAACGAGAAUUACCCCCGCGGCGGUGGUCUCCUCCACCAGAACGGUUCCGCCGUGGAGCUGAAUCGCGACCCGGGGGACGAGGAGGACGAGAGGGAGUUUCGAAUUCUAGGUCAUUCGAUGUGCUUCAAGCGGCGCCGCUCCGAUUCCGAAAUCCAGUGCAGUCCUGGAAAGAGGGCAGCCGUGGUGGCAGCGGCGAGCGAGACGGAUGUUAAGGAGCGGCGGAACUCGGUGAAGGCUUGGGGGAACCAGUCGAUUAGCGAGGCAGAUCCGGAGCUGUUUGAGAUUAUGGGCAAGGAGAAAGAGAGGCAGUUCAAAGGGAUUGAGCUGAUCGCUUCGGAGAAUUUCGUGUGUAGAGCUGUGAUGGAAGCGCUCGGGAGUCAUCUGACCAACAAGUAUUCGGAAGGGAUGCCGGGGGCGCGUUACUAUGGUGGGAAUCAGUACAUUGACGAGAUUGAAACCCUGUGUUGCAAGCGGGCGCUGGAUGCUUUCGGGUUGGAUUCGGAGAAUUGGGGUGUUAAUGUCCAGCCAUACUCUUGUACUUCGGCUAAUUUCGCUGUGUAUACAGGGUUGUUGUUGCCUGGAGACAGAAUCAUGGGUCUGGACACCCCUUCUGGAGGUAAUACUAGCCAUGGUUGUUAUAUGCCGAGUGGUAGGAAAGUGUCUGGUGCCUCCAUUUUCUUCGAGAGUUUGUCGUAUAAGGUGAACCCACAAACUGGUUACGUUGAUUUCGAUAAGCUGGAAGAAAGGGCGCUUGAUUUCAGGCCCAAGAUUCUCAUAUGUGGUGGAAGCUCGUACCCCAGGGAGUGGGAUUAUGCGAGGUUCAGGCAGAUUGCGGAUAAGUGUGGUGCUGUUCUUUUGUGUGAUAUGGCUCAAAUUAGCGGCCUUGUUGCGAGUAAGGAAUGUGUCAAUCCUUUUGAUUACUGUGAUAUUGUUACCUCAACAACUCAUAAAAGCUUGCGUGGACCAAGGGGAGGCAUAAUUUUCUAUAGGAAGGGUGCGAAGCCGAGGAAAAGAGGAAUGCUUUUAAGCCAGGGCAAUGAAAGUGAGCAGUAUGAUUUCGAGGAGAAGAUCAACUUUGCUGUAUUUCCAUCAUUGCAAGGUGGACCUCACAACAACCACAUAGCCGCUCUUGCCAUUGCCUUAAAGCAAGUUGCUACUCCUGAAUACAAGGCGUAUAUGCAUCAGGUGAAGCGUAAUUCACAGGCUUUAGCCAAUGCAUUGUUGAGAAGAAGAUGCCGUCUGGUAACUGGAGGCACGGACAACCAUCUGUUACUUUGGGAUCUGAGGCCACUGGGACUAACAGGUAAAACAUAUGAGAAGGUCUGCGAGAUGUGCCACAUUACUGUGAAUAAAAUUGCAAUCUUUGGUGAUAAUGGCACCAUUACUCCUGGUGGCGUAAGGAUUGGUACACCUGCUAUGACAUCUAGAGGUUGCCUGGAACCAGACUUUGAGACGAUGGCUGAUUUUCUACUGAGGGUUGCACAGAUCGCGAGCAUGUUACAGCGUGAACAUGGCAAGUCCCCAAAGGCUUUCCUGGAAGCUCUGCAGAGCAGCAAGGACCUUGCCGAGGUCCGGAACCAAGUCGAGAGCUUUGCAACUCAGUUUGCUUUGCCCGGUUUAGAUGUGUGAAUCUGAAGAAAUUAUGAUGCGUCUCUGAAGUCUGAACUGCUACAAAGCAUCAUCAACCAUAAAUCUGGUAACGCCUGGCCUGUUCUCUUCUGCAGCUCUUCGGCCAGCAUCUUGAAGCCACAUUGCGGAUUUCACUGCUCGUUUGAACCCCGCCGAGUGAGCAUUAUUCACAUUCAUAGCGCAGUUAUUGUUGCUUCAUUUCUCUUGGUGUUGAGGGUUUUGAUCUGUUGGGUGGUGUCUAUAGGUUUCUGUUAAGUCUCUGGUAAGUGCAGUAUACUCAAAAUUGAUUGUAGAUAGAAAUUUUGGUAUAAAGAUGUGAAAACAGAAGGAUUUAUUUAGUGAAAGGCGGGAUCCUUGAUCAGGUGGCAAGGACGGAUAUAAGUUUACUUGGGAAAGAGGUAACGCAGGAGAACGGAAUCCACCUCAUUUAAUUAGCUGUCAAGCAUCGUCACUCUCAGCUUCAUUGCUCUAUGGUGCGUCGUAAUCGAUAUGAACUCUAUAAGCGUC